ACAAAACCCCUCCAAAGUUAGGGUUUUUGGCCAAAAAACGGGUCGUUCAAAUUUCACAGAGCUAGCUCGCCUGCAGACGCUGCGACGGAGAGAGAGAGAGGGAGAGAGAUGUGGAGAUCAAUAGCAGCAAAAUCCAGAGUGGUAGCACGGAACUUUGGUGCAACCAAAAACCCCAACAACAGCAACAAGGUAUAUCCUUCUCAAUCUCAUAUCUCCAUAUGGGUUUCCUCUCAAUCUAGUGAAAACCUUAGAUUCCUCUCAUAUUUCUCUUCAAACCCAAAUGAAAACGAUCAUUCCCCCCCUACCAAUGAUGAUUCUUCAAUUAUUUCUGGGGAACAUAAUGAUACCCAGUUUGAGGGUUUAUCAGAGCAAAUUCCACUGCCUUUUAGUGAAAAUGGUAAUGCCUGGAUGGAUACUUGUGCUUCGGGGGAUGUGAGUGUUGACAGUCUUGCUGGAGAAGAGAAUGUGGACAGCGAGACUUAUGAGAUAGAUGUUGAGAAGUUCGAGAAUGUGCUGCAUCUGUUGCAAAGUAGUGAUGAUGGGUCUUUAGAGUCAACUCUUGAUACUUUUAGCUUGGAUUUACAUGAGGAGUUUGUGAUGAAAGUGCUCGAGACCCCGCAUGUUUUGGGAGAGAAUUUGAUUAGGUUUUUUAAAUGGGCGAUGAAGCAGGAUCUUAGCGUUACUACUCGUGUAAUUGAUGUGCUUGUUUCCUCUAUAUGUAGUAGUGAUCUUAGAAGAAAAAAUGCUUAUGCUUUGUGGGAUUUGGUUAGGGAAAUUGGCGAAAAGAAUGAGGGUUUGGUGAGUGUAGGGAGUCUUAAUCAGUUGAUAGCUUUGUUAUCUAAGUUAGGUAAAGGGAAGGCAGCUUUAGAGGUUUUUGACAAAUCAAAGGAUUUUGGUUGUGUCCCGGAUUCCGAGACAUAUUAUUAUACAAUUGAAGCCCUUUGUAGGCGCUCCUUUUAUGAUUGGGCUUGGAUAGUUUGUGAGAAGAUGCUGGAUCAAGGACCCUUACCUGAUAGUGAGAAAAUCGGUAAGAUUAUUUGUUGGUUUUGUAAAGGGAGCAAGGCAAAAGAUGCCCACAAAGUGUAUUUAUUGGCAAAGGAGAAGAGCAAGUGCCCACCUAAGCCUGCUCUCUAUUUUUUGAUUGGAUCACUUUGCCGGGAUGAUGGAACUGUCAAUUUAGCUUUGGAGAUGUUGAAUGAUUUUGAAGGAGAAGCAAAAAAGUAUGCGAUUAAGCCUUUUUCAUCUGUUAUUCGUGGUUUGUGUAGGAUCAAAGAUCUUGAUGGUGCUAAACAGUUACUUUCAAAGAUGAUUGUUGAGGGCCCACCUCCCGGCAAUGCUGUUUUUAAUACAGUUAUCAGUGGCUAUUGUAAGGGUGGAGAUAUGAAGGAGGCAGUAGAGAUUAUGAAACUUAUGGAAAGUAGGGGUCUGAAACCAGAUGUGUACACUUAUACUGUUAUAAUUAGUGGUUAUUCAAGUGGUGGUCAGAUGGAGGAGGCAUGCUACAUACUAUCAGAAGCUAAAAAGAAGCACGCUAAACUGAGUCCUGUAACUUACCAUGCACUUAUUCGAGGGUAUUGCAAACUAGACCAGUUUGACAAAGCUUUGGAGUUGUUGGCAGAGAUGGAGAAGUUUGGGGUUCAACCUAAUGCAGAUGAGUACAAUAAGCUGAUUCAAUCACUUUGCUUAAAGUCCUUAGAUUGGGGAACAGCAGAGAAGCUGUUUGCAGAAAUGAAGGAGAAAGGCUUGUAUCUAAAUUCAAUCACCCGGAGCCUUAUAACCGCAGUCAAGGAGCUGGAGCAGGAGGGGUUAGCAAAAGAAGUAAGCAUUGAAGUCUGAAUUUUUAGUGUUGUUCUCUUGUGUAACUUUCAAAUGUUCCAAGUCUUUACCUUGUAGUUAGUGUCUUGCCCUUUUCCAUAAAAUAACGAGUGAAACUCUACAGUUCAAUUUUGUUGGCAUGCAUUCGACCUCAUUUCAAUUCUAUGAAUCUGAAAAAAGUUCCAAUUUUUUUCA
Molecule: messenger RNA, 2010 nt
Organism: Populus nigra (black poplar)
Lineage: Eukaryota; Viridiplantae; Streptophyta; Magnoliopsida; Malpighiales; Salicaceae
Product: small ribosomal subunit protein mS80 (rPPR6)
Exons: 1
Coding region: 109-1836 (575 amino acids)
Molecular function (GO): protein binding
Source: RefSeq, a predicted model, not a curated record